AUGAUUAACCUACAAGUGCAUCAACUGCGAAGCCCCAGCGAAGCAGACCACUGUGAAUGCGGCAACCUCCUGCGGGAAAAGAGCCUAGAAUUUGUUCUACUGAAAAAUAGAAACCUAAGCAUAUAUACUUACCAAAGGAAAAGAAAAAAAGUUUUUCUUAUAUACGAGACAAAGCUAAAUGCACCAGUCGUGAAGUUAGUAAUUUUGAAGGGUGUCUUUCUCCGAAAAAACAAGGAGAGGAUUAGUGGUGUUCUCCUUGUAUAUAAGGGCAUGCAGUUCGUCCUCUACCGAUUCAACCGCCAUUUGAAUACCCUCGUCGUUGUAUUAAAACAUAGCUUUCUAAAGAAAACAAAUUUUCAACCACUUUUUUAUUCUCUACCGAUUAGUGUUAACUAUGUGCACGGGUUUGACAAGGGAGGAGGAAGUGCCGCGGGAAAGGAAAUCCGCAUCGGUGGAAGGAAACCCAUCACAGGAAUGACCAGAAGGAGAAGAUUCAGGUUGACCCCCAAACGGUUGAAGGGGUAUAUGCGAGGAGGAUUGCGCCCAGGAGGGGAACUCCCUGAUGAAGAAGUGCCCACGGAAAAGCGAAAGGGAAAGGAAAAAGGAAAAAGUUUAAGGAGGAAAGAAACUUCAGUUGGACACUCCACAAAAUCGGAGCACAACUCACAAAGCGGUAUUAACGAAGAAAUUUAUUUCAACCUUUACGGUGAAAAUGGGAAUGGUGACAACAUGGAAGACCCGUUUUGUCUAAAUCGAUCCAUUCCAGAGGAUAUCAAUAUUGGGGGUAUCCAUCAGAAUACCCUGGGAAUUAUCAAAAACGGACAAGCCAAAAGGAAAAAGCGAAAUUUGAAUUUCUGCGAAUUUGUCGUUUCCUUCUCUAAUGAUUUCAAAACGAUUUACUUCCUUUUUUACUCAUCAAGGAGAAGAAAGAAAAAUGAUAUGGACCCUACUUGUGCCGGAGAGAUGAGGACGACCUACUUUGGGAAGGGGCUCUAUUUAUUUAAUGUUCUGAAGGUUAGUCUGCAGGAUCUAUAUCGGCACUUCAUUUUUAUUAAGAAGAUUUUUUUCCAUGGUGGAAACAUGCACGUGUUAUUGCAGAACGAACCGAUAAACGUGGGGCACGCCCCGAUGGAAGAACUGAGUCUCAAGCUACUAAUUCUACGGCAAGAGGAUCACAAGUUCGACGCGAACAAACUGAUGAAGGGAUUCCCGAACGACAUUAUAGAUCUCCUGAGGGUGAAGGAACUUUUAAUAUGUCUGUGUCAAGAUUAUCUAUACGUAAUAAACAUGAAAAGAAACCAAAAGGUGGUUUAUAUUUUUAAAAAAAGUUGCUACACCAACGGGGUUCUACAUCUACAAAAGAAAGAAUCCCUUUUCUGUGAUUGCACAGAUUUUAAUCUGCGCUUUAAGGAGAGUAGUAGCAACAUGUUUUACAUGAAGGGAAAACUCUUUAUACUCACGCGGAGGUGUAUCGUGGAAGGUACACUGUCGUGGGAUCAUAACAACUUAGUGAAUCUCAUAAAGUGGAGGAAGGUUCAUAGGUUCAAGUAUGAUUUAGCCAAGUCGUCUGUUUAUUUCUUUAGACGAAGGGUUCACUUUGUGUGUUGCUACAAUGGGAUCUGUGGCAGAGCUGAUGUGGAUUUGCUCGUGAGAAGAAGUCGGGGAAGGCGCAUCAGAGGUGGGCCUGACGGAGGAUCCGGAGAAGGAUUCACGCGGAAGAGAAAAUCAGCUCCCUCAGCGCACCCAGCGAAGAGGAAAAAGUUGCAAAAUGGGGAGAAGGGUGAUGUGGUCUCCUCCACCGAGGAAAUGACACCCGAUAUGGACGUAUUGUCUGCAAAUGGAAAUCCCACAAUAGCAUCUGUCCCAGUUCUAUCCACGCGUAGAGAUCGACGAAGAGCAACUAGAAAGGUUCGACCGAAUGACAACUUCCUAAUGGACCUAAUGAUCUACCUGAAUAAGAACCCAACGGUGAAUGAACACACCAAGGGACUCAACCAUAGCAAGUACGAUUUCCUAUUUCAAAAAUAUAAAAAAAAAAUAAAAAUUCUAGAAGGCAAUUAUUCCUUGAUAAACUCCCAAGGUGGUGUUGAGUACGUAUCUCCCCUUUUCAUCCUUAAGAGAAGGAAGAAGAAACAGCAAGAAAAAAUAGCCCCCUCUACUCCCAUGGCCAAAAGAAAUAACCCCCACAAAAAUGACAUAAUAACCCUAGUGGAUAAAAUAUCAGCCAAAGGAAUGUUAACAGAUCUAAUUAAAUCCAAUGAAGAACCUAACUUCAUCAACAAUAGUAGCUACUUCGCCCUUAUAGGGAAUAAGAAAUAUAGCGCGGUUGAGAAAUUCUUCUUCAAAGUUCCUUUUAGCACUCUCUUAAAUGUAUCCUUUAAAGGAGCCCGUGUAAGGAGUGUAUGUGCCACUGAGGGAGGAAGACAAAACCAAAUCGGUCAGUAUGUUAUGGUUAAUUUGGAGGGAUGGAAGGCCGAAGAGGAUGACGAGCAAAUUAUCAGUAAGGGAAGAAGCAAUGUACUUAUAAGGAGAAGUUUCCUCCUAUGCGUAGACAAUAUUAAUACAUGGAGAGAGAAAAAAGGGACCAUUAGAAAAAUAAUUCCUUUGAAUAGGAAGGAGGAAAAACUAGUUGGUGAAUCAACAAAUAAUCUAUUGAACUCUUCCAACAUGGGGAAUUAUCCAACGAAAAUUCUACAAAAUAAGUAUCGCUCCAAAGUUAUAUACACGCUAAGAGGAGAGAGUCUACAAGGAGAAUCGUGCGAUCAGGUGGAGUGCCCUCCAAGGGGAAUUGCGAAGGCGGAUAUACUUCUUGCUUUUUUUAGAUUCUACCCUUUUGUUCAUUACAGCAAUAGGGAUGUGAAAAGAUACCUGGAGUGGAAAGGUUCCAACAGUGGAGCGGACCACUUGCUUGGUCGAGAAAAUGCAUCCGAUCAAAGGAGUAGUGACAUAGAAAUUAAUCUAAAAGAAAAGUACAUACAAUUUUUCCUCAUGGAGAAAAAUAAAAAUACACACUUAAGUAUGGAAGGCAAUUGCAUAUGUCUAUUAAGGUUUAAAUCUUUGCUAGUACAGGUUUGUCGGAAGGAGAUUCACGUAUCCCAUUACGCCAACACGUGUAUGAUCCUUCGGAGUAUUUAUUUGGAGGAUCCAAUCGUGGAGUGCAAGCUCAUAAGAAUGUUUUUAAUUCUUCGACACGAUAGCGGUAACUGCUCUGUGUACACUUUCCACGUGGAUGCAGUGACAGAUCUGUUACUACGCGUGCGGGAAGUUACAUCACUACUUAACAUGUGCCUUUUACGAUGUCUAGAUGUGGAUAAGGGAGAGGAGGAAAUUAACCUCCUACAGUUUGCAACCUUUAUCAUGGAAGGAGCACUCAAGGCAGGAGAAUCUUCCCUUUGGAAUUGCACCGACACAAAGGAAGAAGACCUGCUCUCCCUCUUUCGAACACAAACGCCAGACAUGUUUUGCAAAAUUGUGCACAGGAUGGGUGGCUCAAAUGAAAGAGAAAUUCUCUCCUUGUAUACCCAGUUGAACAAUGUUCGUUGUAUCUCCACGGUUAAGAGGAAGGCCCAAAGUUUUCUUGCCUUCCUGGAUGAUGCCAACUCCACCAUUCGCAUUUUCCACCUCGAGAAGAAGCGCACCUUUUUUAUUAGCAACUCUUUAUUAGCGGUGCCCAAGUAUGUGUACAAUGCGAAAUGGUCAAAACGGGAGGAAAUAACAGAAAGGGGAGGAGACGAACCCCGUGAGGAACUCCUCCUGGACACAUAUAAACUGGAGGAGAUAAUAAAUGUUCUCCUCUUCCCACUGGGCCCCAAUUACAUCUUAAUCGUUUUCCUGACGGGGAGGCCCAUGCUGAUCUACAAAAGCGUUGGUGAAAUCAGAAGCAUGAGGAGGUUGAAGUUUCAGGUUGUCACACACAGGUAUAUAUAUCCGCUACUCAGUAACGUUCAUUUUGUAAAAGACCCCAGUGGUGAAAAUGUCGAUCUCGUUACCAUUUCGCGCGACAAGACAGAAGUGAACAACGGUUUCUUCCUCCACAUCGAUGGAAGGAAGAGGGCAAGGACAAGAACAGACAAAGUAGGAUUUGAAGGAAAUGAGAAAAAAAAAAAAAAAAAAAUGUUUUCAAAAUGUAUAGUAGGUUAUCCCCAUAUAGAUAUUACUAAGGUGGACUUAAGUCGUGUAAGUGGUAAUCAGGAAGAGCAGAUUUAUCAGAAGCUUCGGGCGUACAAUACAUCUUUCCCUCCCCUGCUGCUCUCCAAUUGUAAAGGAAAACUAUUUGUUCACCGCUGCGGAGGGGAAGGGCAAGUGGCAUCGCAGGGACAACCCAAGGGUAUCGUAAAAAUUGCCCAUAAUGCCUACCUCAGGGUUGACUCAACAAGUCUUCGCAUCGUUACGAUUGGGGAGGAAGAAAAUGUAUUUGCAGUAGGUCCAGAACAAACUGGUCUCAAUGAUCUCCGUCAGUGCGAAUACCAGUUAAACCGUGAUGUCGCGCGAACACUAAGUGAAAUUUCUCCUCCCCUGGAGGUUAUCUGCCAUCAUAGCAACGUUGAGAAGGUACAAGUACACAACGAGAUGUUCUUUUUAAAAAAUCUCCCUCCGAAUAAAUUUUCUUUCAACGAUGACAUGGUCUCGAAACUCUUUUUGUCCUACCCCUACAUCUACAAGAUUGCCAUUUCGCACUUUGAGUACCUUCUGAAGAGGAGAAAAAGAUGCGAAAAUGGGGAGCAAAAUGGGGAACAAAAAGGGGGGGAAGAAAAAACAAUCGCAGAAAUGGAGAAGAAGGAGAAUCACUCGGUUCCAACUAAUGAACAGGGCAAAGCCCCCAAAGGGGAUCCUCCGCUUGGGCAACAGGUUUCCCAUGGCGAUCCAUUUUUCCACAGAGUCACCCGAGGAAAGAUAAUCUGCGUCGUCGUUCGAACCAAGUAUGAGGAAUACCAUUGCCUAAAGAAGCUACAAAAAAGGAGAUUAAAUUUGCAAAAGGAUGAAUUACGAAAUAACGUUACCUAUGCAGGGGAGGAGGAAGUCCAAUGCGUACCGAAUGUUCACUUGCAGGAUAUCAUUAACAACCAGUACACCCACAAAUUGAAAGGAUUUCUCCCGGGAAAUGACAAGGAGGAGGGCGUAACCACAAGGAAUGAUGAAGACAUAAUGAUAAAGAACAACAAACUUAUUUGUUCUGCAAAAAGCAAUGCAAAGUUUAGUAAGCUACUCCUUCUACACGAGUGUAGCAGCAAAAGAGUUUUUGGAUACUACACCUUUGAGCAUGCAGAAGAAAUACACAGUGUUUCCUUUGGAUUUCUCCAUGGAAAGGAGUAUAUUUAUGUUAGCACUAGCAUAAAUAUUGGAGAGAGGGUUGAAACGCAAGGUAACAUCUACGUAUUUGAUAUAAGCGGCGUCUUCGCGCGCGUAGGCGAGGAUUCCACUAUGGAAGGAGAAGUAACAACAGAUGGAAAGGAAGUAAUAGGAGAAGGAGAAGCGGAAUCUCCCCCCCCCAGUGGGAAAAGGAAAAAAGGAAAAUUAUCGGUAUACUUGAAGAAGACGUAUAAUAGUUCAGUAACGCAGAUUCACCCCUUCUACAUGCACAGCGAGGGGUUCACAAAUGGGGGGUUGGAUAGUGCCUUGGAAAGCCUUAUCCUGAGUAAUGGUGGAGAGAUGAAGCGUUAUGGUAAGUACAGCGGGCGAAGUGAGCACGAGGAAUUAUUCUUACAAGAGGAGGAAAUCCCUUAUCCGCAUGAGAGAAGUAUCACAGCAUGUAGAGAGAACAGGAAAAAAAGAAACAUGGACCCAAACGUACAUUGCAAUAUCCUACAUUGUAUGAACUCUAAGCUGUUUAUUCACGAAGUGAGUGAAAAUGAUUUUACUAAAGGUGCGUUUCUAGAGAACAAUUUCUUCAUCAGUGACAUUAAGAUAUUAAAAAACUUUUUCAUCGUAGCAGAUCUACACAGAGGUAUAUUCAUAAGCAUGUAUAAUUAUGAACAACAAUACGAUAGUAGAAGUAUCAUCCCUAUAGCCAAACCUUUUUUUAGUUCCAACUUAAAUGUACUCUGUUGUCAAUAUAUUGUUUUGGAUUCCCUCAUGUGUAUUCUUGCCAUGGAUGUGUUUAAUAACCUUUUGAUUUUCUCCUUCCAGAAUUAUCAAUCUGUUGAUACUUUAUACAUUUUUAAUUUUUUCAAUUUCUGUAGAAGAAUACUUAAAUAUGUGAAUGCUGUACAUCCACAUCGGAGAUCCAACUCUGCUUUGUCCAUUUCGAACGACGGAUCCAUUCAUUUGUUCCACCCACUUAGUACCAAAUCCUUUACCUUCUUAAGGGAGACUUACAACGUUGUCAGGACAGCCCUCUUUCCCCACCUGGCUAUCAAUGCGCAUGAAGACUUGACCCCAGAUGUAUUCACCCAGUCGGUGAAACUCAACCUACACAGGAAGACUGACUCCUUCUCGAUCAAGAAUGUUCUCUUCGACGACAUGCUACGCCAACUCCCCUUUUACUCCGCUCAAGUCCUCCAGGAAUUAUUCCUGAAAAGGGCCAACCUACUGGACCACAUAACGAUAGGGGAAUUCCUAAUCGAGCUGAGUUCUUUGAACGAAAGGUAA
This is a messenger RNA of Plasmodium knowlesi strain H, 6588 nucleotides long. Its product is annotated as conserved Plasmodium protein, unknown function. Lineage: Eukaryota; Apicomplexa; Aconoidasida; Haemosporida; Plasmodiidae. The transcript has 4 exons. The record is from RefSeq and is a predicted model, not a curated record. Gene Ontology annotation, cellular component: nucleus. Gene Ontology annotation, molecular function: nucleic acid binding; protein binding; phosphatidylinositol phosphate binding. Bases 1 to 6588 code for a protein of 2195 amino acids.